This is a messenger RNA of Clunio marinus, 213 nucleotides long. The record is from the annotation of a GenBank genome assembly. Lineage: Eukaryota; Metazoa; Arthropoda; Insecta; Diptera; Chironomidae.
AUGAACAAUCACACAUCGUUUGAAAGUAAAAAUCAAGUGUUGCGAUCAAAAUCCUCGUUUCAAACUCACUCGUUGAAAACUGAAAAUAUUCGUGCAGAGAAAUGUGAUAAGGACGAUCAAUAUCCAACAGAAUCGUUUUAUGUUUUUAAUUCGAAUCUCCAUCUGUUGUCAUCUUUAGAUUUAUUAAACAAUAAAGCUUUACGAUCACUUUAA